AUGAAAGACCGGCUAAACGAGCUGCGUGAAUUUGCCAGGUUACACAACCAACAGUUUUCUGAUAGUCAGGAUGAUGAAAAUUCACCCCAUGAUGUUCUCCUUUAUGAGACUGAUUAUGCCUUGGAAAUUCUUCAUAAAGACAUACAGAACAUCCGGACAGAAAAUGACCACCUAAAAGAGGAUGUCAAGCGGCUCAGAAAGCAAAACAGCCGCUUCCUUACUUCCAUGCGCCGUCUUAGUAGCAUCAAACGAGAUACUAAUUGUAUUGCCAGAGACAUCAAGGCCCGUGGGGAAAGCAUCCACAGGAAACUCCAGAUAAUGAGAGAUUUCAGUGAAGAUGCAAUAACAAAAUACGGGGCUAUGUCUGUCAUCGCCAGGGUAGCGAAGAAUCACUACGUUGACCUGAUGCACGCAUUCCAGGAAGCUAUGUUUGAAUACAAUGCAACGGAGAUGAACCAACGGGAGAACUGCAAGAUUCGAAUUCAGCGGCAGCUAGAGAUCAUGGGCAAAGAUGUUUCUAGCAACCAGAUUGAGGAGAUGAUUGAACAAGGCAAGUGGGAUGUCUUCUCUGAGAAUCUCUUGUCGGAUGUUAAGGGGGCUCGCUCGGCCUUGAAUGAGAUAGAGACACGCCAUAAGGAGCUGGUGAAGUUAGAAGGUCGCAUUAAGGAAGUUCACGAGCUCUUUCUGCAGGUGGCCCUGCUAGUGGAGGAACAGGCAGACACCUUUGAUGUCAUUGAGAUAAAUAUGCAAAAUGUUGAGGACUAUGUAGGAGAAGCUAAAGAGCAAGUGAAAAAAGCUUUGGAAUACAGAAGAAAGCACCCCCUCAGAACAAUCCUCUGCUGCUGCUUAUCCUGUUGCCGAAGGUGA
Messenger RNA from Cariama cristata (Red-legged seriema), 867 nucleotides. It is a transcript of the gene STX11, whose product is annotated as syntaxin 11. The coding region runs from base 1 to 867 and encodes 288 amino acids. The transcript has a single exon. Gene Ontology annotation, cellular component: SNARE complex; endomembrane system; presynaptic active zone membrane. Gene Ontology annotation, biological process: exocytosis; intracellular protein transport; synaptic vesicle fusion to presynaptic active zone membrane. NCBI's taxonomy places the organism in Eukaryota, Metazoa, Chordata, Aves, Cariamiformes, Cariamidae. Gene Ontology annotation, molecular function: SNAP receptor activity; SNARE binding. The record is from RefSeq and is a predicted model, not a curated record.